GGUUGGUCGGGUUGGGUUGACUUUUGGGGUGUGUAUGGCCGGUUCGGUCUCACUAUAGCCUAUAGCCUAGCUAGUGAAUCAAUCAUGUGCCUUUGGGAUUUACGUUACUACUUCUUGUUAAGGGGAGGUAUAAUGUCUAUUGUAGUAUACAGAGGGUUUUGUGAUACGACUUUAUCAACCCCCAAUUCUCCUCGCUGGAUACCGCUGCUCAGGCAGCCGGGUUAUGCGACUGUGGGCUUGGUGCCUCUUGGGGGUUGCGAACGGGUCCGAGGAGUUGGGGAGGAGGUGGUUCUCAAGAAUUGGGGUAUUUUAUGAGGGCUCAUUGUUAGGGAAGUGUUCUAGACUCCAAGAUUGAGUGGAAAACGGGACGGUAGCGUUGU
Molecule: messenger RNA, 380 nt
Organism: Aspergillus piperis CBS 112811
Lineage: Eukaryota; Fungi; Ascomycota; Eurotiomycetes; Eurotiales; Aspergillaceae
Exons: 2
Coding region: 85-315 (76 amino acids)
Source: RefSeq, a predicted model, not a curated record